AUCUUAUUCAAAAUGAAAAUACAGAGGAAAAGGCUCUGGAAAACUGUUUUUACCAAUAUUGAUUAAGAGGGGCAAAAAAACACUUCAAUUGCUGGCUUGUCUUUCUCAUUGAUCUCUUCCCAUUCGGUUUGAUUCUACUAUCUCCCUAUCCCUCUUCUUCUUCGUCUUCUUCUUCUCCCUCACCUUCUUUACCGCUUUUGUUUGAUCAUUAUCCAUCCAUGGAGCUUGAAUCUUCCUGGCUCUUGCACGCUCUUUAUGCCUUCUGUUUUAUCCUUGUCUUCAUCAUCAUCGUUUCUCCUCGUUUUGCUCUCUUUCUCUACUUGCUGCUACUAAAGCUGUGGUGCAACUGUGAGAUAUGUGAUGCUUAUCUAAACUUGAGUUGGGCCAAAAGUUUUGAUAAUCUUUGUGAUUGGUAUGCUCAUCUCUUGAAACAUUCUCCGACAAAAACUGUUCCCAUACAUGUUCUUGGCAACAUCAUUACAGCUAAUCCAGAAAACAUUAAGUAUAUGCUUAAAACGAGAUUUGAUAAUUACCCCAAAGGGAAGCCUUUCUCUUUGAUACUGGGCGACUUUUUGGGUCGAGGCAUAUUCAACGUUGAUGGUGACAUGUGGAGGUUCCAGAAGAACAUGGCGAGUCUAGAGCUCGACAGGCUCUCUAUAAGAUCAAAUGCUUUUGAGAUCGUUCGAUGUGAGAUUGAGAAACGCCUUCUUCCUCUACUAGUCUCCUUCUCGGGCAAAGAAGAUGGGAUUUUGGACUUGCAAGAUGUUUUCCGAAGAUUUUCAUUCGAUAGCAUAUGCCAAUUUUCAUUUGGGCUAGACCCCAGGUGCUUGCAGCUGUCUUUACCCAUGUCAGAAUUCGCCGUUGCUUUUGACCUAGCUUCCAAAUUUUCGGCCGAGAGAGCCAUGGCUGUCUCCCCCCUUGUGUGGAAGAUCAAGCGGAAGUUGAAUAUCGGUUCUGAGAAGAAAAUGAAAGAGGCUAUCAAGAUCAUCGACAUUUUAGCACAAGAGGUAAUGAGGCAAAAGCGUGUAAAGGGGUUUUCAACUCAUAAAGAUCUUCUGUCUCGGUUUAUGCGCACUGUAGAUGAUGAAACAUACUUGAGAGAUAUUGUCAUAAGUUUCCUUUUAGCGGGCCGUGACACUGUUGCUUCAGCUUUAACCAGCUUCUUCUGGUUACUGGCGAAGCACCCAGAGAUCGGUUCAGCAAUCCAGGUGGAGGCAGAUAGAGUUCUAGGUCCUAAUCAGGCGCCCAAAAGUUUUGAGGAAAUUCAACAGCUUCACUAUUUGCAAGCAGCAGUGCACGAGAGUAUGAGACUUUACCCUCCUAUCCAAUUUGAUUCAAAGUUUUGUCAGCAAGAUGAUGUCUUGCCCGAUGGGACUUUUGUGAAGAGAGGAACUCGGGUUACAUAUCAUCCCUACGCAAUGGGAAGGAUGGAAGAGAUAUGGGGUCCGGAUUGCCUAGAAUUCAAGCCAGAGAGGUGGUUAAGAGAUGGCGUCUUCUUCUCUGAAAACCCUUACAAGUAUCCAGUAUUCCAAGGUGGAUUUAGGGUGUGUUUGGGUAAGGAUAUGGCCUUGAUGGAGAUCAAGAGUGUCUGCCUCUCACUGCUCCAACGUUUCCACUUCAAAUUAGUGUUUCCAUGCCACAGUACCCCACGAUUCUCACCCGGCCUCACCUCUACUUUUAUAGAUGGGCUCCUGGUUCUGGUACGCGAAAAGGUAACUCAACCCUCCCAUCGCAAUUAUAUGGUGCACGUUGAUUAGCAACUAUCCAAGGGCGCUAUUCGCCAAUGGGGGUGAAGGCGUGUAUUUCAUGGGGAUGUGACGUGGUAUAAUGGCCUACAUGUGCUCGAGCACCAUAACCAGAAUGACUGGUUACUGUCGGCAGAAAUAAGAAUCUAUCUCGUUCCAAUCAAUGGUCAAGCUUGUUUUAUUUCCACUGAAGAUAUGUAAAUAAUGUAGUGUUGUAAGAAGACGUAUACAUACUUACACACCUGAAGUACGUAGCUUGAUCUGCUUAUAUUUAGGGCACACAAGAAGCUUAAACCUUCCAUUAUCUGUAAGAUUAAGUAUGGACGCAUGUAAUGUCGAUUUCUAUCCAUUAUCACUUGGCUAA
This is a messenger RNA of Populus euphratica (Euphrates poplar), 2109 nucleotides long. Its product is annotated as cytochrome P450 94C1-like. Gene Ontology annotation, molecular function: iron ion binding; heme binding; monooxygenase activity. Lineage: Eukaryota; Viridiplantae; Streptophyta; Magnoliopsida; Malpighiales; Salicaceae. The transcript has a single exon. The coding region runs from base 219 to 1757 and encodes 512 amino acids. The record is from RefSeq and is a predicted model, not a curated record.